AUGGAAUCUUUUAAUGGGUUGCCGGGUAGUGCUAGAAUCCCUGGUCAAGUCUUGCUGGUUUUCCUCACUCAUGGUGAACAGAGCCACAAACUACACACCACUCAGGUGAGCUGCCAUCAGUGGGAUUCUCUUAUCCGAAGCAUCUCCUACCUCAUUCACCUCGCCAGAUCAUUCAAAUCUUCCUACAAAGCCUGCAAAGGCUGGCAUAAGUGUUCGGAACACAAAGAACAAAGCGCCAAGGAAGAGGCAACACGUUUCAUUCUCCUCCAUGUCCAGAGGAAACACUUUGCUAAGGAAAUCGAAUGCCUUAGAGCUCAUAGGAAACUUCCACGGGACAGUUCCAUACUCACCUUGACUCCCUUCCUCGACAGUCAUGGGCUACUUCGCGUAGGAGGUAGAUUAAACAAAGCUCCCAGAUCCUGCCAGGCAGAUAACCACAAUCCAAUUAUCAUCCCGAAAAGGUGUCACAUCGGCCUCCUCAUAGUCCGCCGCUGUCAUGUUAAAGUUCAGCACCAGGGCAGACAUCUUACAGAAGGGUCAGUUAGGUCUUCAGGGUACUGGAUCUUGGGCGGAAAGAGGCUGAUCUCUUCGUGCAUCCACGAGUGCGUUACCUGCCGUAGACUCAGAGGCAAACUAGGAACUCAGAAAAUGGCUGAUCUUCCUGUCGCUCGCAUAACGCCAUCCGCUCCAUUCACCUACGUUGGCGUGGACGCAUUCGGACCUUGGCAGGUGACAACCAGGAGAACCAGGGGAGGCGCUGCUAAUUCUAAGCGCUGGGCAGCUCUCUUCACCUGCCUGUCUACCAGAGCCGUCCAUAUUGAGAUCCUUGAGGACAUGAGCGCAAGUUCUUUCAUCAAUGCAUUACGCAGAUUCACUUCGGUUCGUGGGGAUGUACGUCAGUUUCACUCCGAUAGGGGAACUAACUUUGUUGGCUCGACCGACAGCCUGAAAAUUGACGCCAUAAACGUCGAGGAUGGUAUCGCCAAGCGACACCUCUACCAGACUGGCGUCACCUGGAUCUUCAACACUCCCCUCUCAUCCCAUAUGGGUGGGGUCUGGGAACGAAUGAUUGGGAUGGCCAGACGUAUCUUGGAUUCCAUGCUGCUUGAACCGAAGAACCGGCACCUCACUCAUGACGUCUUGUCGACACUUCUGUAUGAGGUAGCAGCUAUCAUCAAUAGCAGACCUAUUGCGCAGGUGUCAUCAGAUCCGGAGUGCCCCAGUAUUCUGACUCCAUCUACACUGCUUACCCAAAAGGCUGGUGUUCCACACGAACCAUUCAGCGACCUGACUCUUAAAGACAUGUAUAAAGCACAGUGGUCAUCGGUUCAAGUGCUCGCAAACGAGUUCUGGACGAGGUUUUCUCGCGAAUACCUCGAUCAGCUGCAAGUAAGGCAGAAAUGGCAACAUGUCACAAACAACUUGAAACCCGACGACAUCGUACUGCUGAAGAACGCUUGUGUUAACCGGAGGCAGUGGCCCAUUGGGCGCGUUGUGAAAGCAUUCCCCAGUGAUGACGGUUUAGUGAGAAAGGUCGAGGUUAAGGUCAUCCGGGAAGGUAGCCCGACAACGUUUGUCAGGCCUGUGUCAGAACUCGUUUACUUAUUCAGUUGUUCAUAA
Molecule: messenger RNA, 1620 nt
Organism: Ylistrum balloti
Lineage: Eukaryota; Metazoa; Mollusca; Bivalvia; Pectinida; Pectinidae
Exons: 3
Coding region: 1-1620 (539 amino acids)
Biological process (GO): DNA integration
Molecular function (GO): nucleic acid binding
Source: RefSeq, a predicted model, not a curated record